Dimorphilus gyrociliatus is the source of this 1051-nucleotide messenger RNA. The record is from the annotation of a GenBank genome assembly. NCBI's taxonomy places the organism in Eukaryota, Metazoa, Annelida, Polychaeta, Dinophilidae.
GAUGAUUUUUUAUAAAAUUUUAUCAUUUGCUUGUAUUUUACAAUUGACUAACUGUCUAUUCAACAUUUCUGAUCAAUGUAAUGUUGUUGUUCAUGAACGAAUACGUAUAGGAAAUGAUGAUAUAACUCUAGACGAAUGUACAAGUGGUAAUAGUAAAAAUUUUUGUUGCUUUGAGCCUGGUUAUGGUUGCUACAGACCCAAAUUAAGUAUACCUGGCUUUACUUAUAGACAUGGUAUGCUGACCGGUUAUGAUUCACUUGGAGUAGCAACCCCUGAUUUAGAAGAUCCUGAAGAUUGCGCAAAAUACUGCUUAGCAUUGCAUAAUUGCAUGGGGUUUACAAUGACAGAGACUCCCCAUCUUGGAAGAUACUGUUUCCCUAAAAGUAAUUCUUUUUUUACAACAGCUGCUCCCUCGGCUAUGCCAAAUAUGCUAUCUUAUGAUAGAUUUGGAUUUGGCUAUACCACUUGUGAACAAGGCGAAUGUACAGAGACAGCGCUAUAUACUGGAAAUGAAAAUUUUGCUGCUUGUCUUCAAAAGUGCCGAGAAAAUAGUAAUUGUGAAUAUUUUAUUCUCAGUUCUGGUCUUUGUAAACAUGUACAAACAUGUACUAUUAAUAAAAAUUCUGUAAAUAGGGUUACCUGUUCAAAAUCUGUUUUGAAAGUUAAACCUCACUUUCAAGAUAAUUUAGAACUUUUUAACAUUUUAUCAGAUUCAAAUUCUUCUACAUGUACAGAAUCUUUAGAAUUUUCUAAUGGUAUCAGAUAUCCAUUUCCAAAUGUAGACAAGACAUUGGGACCAUUCUCAGUUGAGGUUAGAGGAAAAAAUCUAAAUUGUAAUGAUGAAAGGGAAGAAAAUUUAUUUGUUUAUGUUCCAACAACACCUCAAUUUGAAACUAAUUUUGUAGGCCAAUUUUUGAAAUGUGAUAUACAAUUGUCGAGUCAAACACAAUGUCAAUUUAUUUGUAAGUGUAAAAGUCAAUUUUGCGAUAGUGUUUUUGUACAAAUUUUCAAUUCAACUUCUAAUGUUCAGCUGUGUGAUGUGGUUUUUUAA